GCCUCGGUGCCUCGGUGUUCCGGAAUGGCGUUCAGCAGCGCCUGAACAUCGAUUUGCAGGAAUACACCCACGAGAAGGCACUAGGGGCGCUGAGUGCCUUCUUCUUUGCCCCGGCGUUCGACUGGCUGGGAGACGAACGAGGCGAGCUCUUGGGCGAAGAGGACAUCCGGGAAUUGCUCCAAGGCACCAUUUUCCGCCAUGGAUGGAUCCUUAUGCUUCCACAUGUGUUGGGGGGCCUCAAAGUCUUGGGUUUGGCCGGCUCCAUGGACUUGAGCACCCGCGGGCUUGGUAACAAUACUCGGCUCGGCAGCAAGGUGUGGGGCGAUCCAUAUGAGGAAAUGGUGGCCGCGCUCCGGAAUGCAUGGCGGCGCCGGCGCAAACUCGCGCCAGCUGGCACUACCAGGCGCGCCCUGGACGCUCUCCUCACCGAUUUCGACGUGGCCGCCGCCCUGAGGCAAGCCGCGGCGCGGUCAGAAGCGUAA
Molecule: messenger RNA, 482 nt
Organism: Prorocentrum cordatum
Lineage: Eukaryota; Dinophyceae; Prorocentrales; Prorocentraceae
Source: the annotation of a GenBank genome assembly